Molecule: messenger RNA, 636 nt
Organism: Exophiala aquamarina CBS 119918
Lineage: Eukaryota; Fungi; Ascomycota; Eurotiomycetes; Chaetothyriales; Herpotrichiellaceae
Exons: 1
Coding region: 1-636 (211 amino acids)
Molecular function (GO): oxidoreductase activity; copper ion binding
Source: RefSeq, a predicted model, not a curated record
AUGCGCGCCAUCCCGCAGACAGCCUGUUCCGACAACGACAGCCUCGACAACAUCAAGCGAAUUGUGCAUUACAACGGCUCGACAACCACGCCGACCACCACCGGCUAUAGCUAUAUCGAUACUUGCACGGAUGAGGUUGUCGCCAACCUUGUUCCCGUUAUUUCCAAGACCGUCAACACGUCGUUGUGGGACAACAACGAGCUCUUCACUCUGGGCAGAGGCAGUGACAAUCUGUUCCGUUGGUACAUAAACGGCAGGUUGAUGGAUGUGGAAUGGGAGAGCCCAACUCUCUUACAAGUGUACAACAACAACACCAAUUUUAUGAGCUCGAGCGGUGUUAUCGAGCUGCGAACGCCAAUGAAUGGGCAUACGUUAUUUUCGAAACCACGCUGCCUAUUGACCCCCCCCAUUCACCUUGACGGUCAUGAUUUCUUUGUUCUGGCGCAUGGCACCGGUACUUACGACGCCGAUCCCACGACGUUGAACCCUAACCCUCCAACAACAGAUACAGCAAUGCUACCUGCUUCGAGUCUGGCAAUCCUGGCACCUGGCUUAUGCACUGCCACAUUGGAUGGCAUACUUCAGAAGGAUUUGCCAUUCAGUCCCUGGAACGGUACGACGAAGUUCGAGACUUGA